Cyphellophora attinorum is the source of this 2046-nucleotide messenger RNA. RefSeq lists its product as uncharacterized. The record is from RefSeq and is a predicted model, not a curated record. The transcript is spliced from 4 exons. Lineage: Eukaryota; Fungi; Ascomycota; Eurotiomycetes; Chaetothyriales; Cyphellophoraceae. Gene Ontology annotation, molecular function: carbon-sulfur lyase activity. Bases 1 to 2046 code for a protein of 681 amino acids.
AUGACCACCGCCCCAACAGCCUCCGUCGCGCCCACCGACGCCCUCGCCUUCUACGGCCCCGGCGGCCAAUCCGCCAACCUGAAACCCUACACCGGCUCCUGCUUCUGCGGCCUCAUCGCUUACUCACUCUUCGCUCCGGACCUCUCUCUAGCGCCCGUCACGCAAUGUAACUGCAGCUGGUGUCGUACACAGGGGCUGUAUGGUCUGGUAGUCUGGAAGGAGGAUGUAAAGUUCUUGGCUGGUGAGGAUAAACUCAAGGAGUUCAGGUGGAAUACGGGGAGUAUGCCGCAUCGGUUCUGUCCGGAGUGUUCGACGAAUCUGUUUACAUGGCAUGAGAAUAUGCGGGGGCCGCAUGUUAGGGAGGGGUGGGAGGGGAAGUUCGCUGUUGUUAACGUGAGGACGUUCAAGGGCGUGGAACUUGACAAGCUGAAAUUUCGGGCGUUCGACGGGAAGUCUUUGUUGCCGCUGGCUGAGUCUAAUGCAGAGGCAGUGGACUUCGGCUGUCUUCCAGGCAUGAAGUUACUUGACUGUGACACGCUUGAGAUUGUUGACGCUACCAAAUGCUUGGCAUACAUCGCUCUCAGUUAUGUCAUUGGUGAGCAACCCUACGACAUGCGAAGGUCACGAGAGGAAUGUGCGCCUCGCUGGGAGGACUUCCCACGUACCAUCAGGGACGCAAUACAAUUCGUGAGGAAUGUUGGUGAACGCUAUCUAUGGGUGGAUGCGAUAUGUAUAGCAGCUGCGAACGAAGUCGAACGACAGAAGCAACUGAACGCUAUGGCUCAGAUAUACGCCAGAGCGCUAGCGACAUUAGUUGCCCUUGGUGGGAACAACAACAGCCCGAUUUGGGGUGUAUCCGUGGAACGCUCCUUACAAUUCGAAGUGGACACUAAUGGCGGACGCCUUCGGUUAGACACAUCAGUCAUCGAGACAAAAAUGCGCCAGUCGUCGUACUUCAAGCGUGGUUGGUGCCUGCAAGAAACACUUCUCUCCAGACGUCUGAUCUAUCCGCUCGAGGGCGGAUCACUCGUCGUAGACUCUAGCGGCUACAGCUUCGAAAAUGGCCUACAUCGGACGUGGGACACAGAAGAAUCUUCUUUCGCUGCGCUGAAAAGCUGUGCACCAGUCCAUGAACCCAUAAGCGUGGCGUUGUUCCUUCGACAUAUGAGUGACUAUGGCAGACGGCGCCUGACUCGGGAGAGCGAUGCAUUCGACGCUAUACGUGGGUACUUCAAUCGCCUACCUUGGCCUUCACUUUGGGGCGUGGCACUUCUACCAACAGUGUCCAGCCCUGACCGGCGAGGAGGGCCUCACGAUGCCGAGCAGAAUGAUGCACUGCGAGCCUUUUGUCGUGGACUCCUUUGGGAGCGCGAUUCGCAGCCCCUUUACUACUCCAAGCUUGCGCCCAAAAAGUGGGAAGGUAGAUCUCUUACGAAUGAAGACGUUGGGAAAGCUGAUGCAAUUCCCUCCUGGUCUUGGAUCGCGAAGCGACCGGCUCUGACAUACAGUCGGGGCUUUGUCUAUGUGUCCUCCGAGGAGCGGCAGACCUAUCCAGCUAACGUCUCCUUGCGUGGGGCCUCACAUCAGCGGACCACCCUGAAAGACUUCUCUCAGCAUGCUAUGUCUGGAGCCAUGGCAUCGGAAACAUACAGCCAGCUGACCCUACAUGGACCUCUCCUGAGCGUCCGUUUGACUCAUCAUCGGCGGGGCAACGUAAUGUUUGCAGAGAUACUGUGGCCCUGGGGGGAGGAGGUCAAGGAAGUCGCCAAAUGCGAAGCAAUCUAUCGGUUCGACAGUGACCAGCCACCAGAGCUUCAUCACGGCAAGAAUACAGUGCUGGGGAUCGUUCUUCUGAUCCACGAAUCCACUACACAAAUCGCUGCACACUGCCUUGCUGUAGAAGAAAUGGCCCGUUCCUGGCAAAGGAUUGGUACUCUCACAGUCACGUUCACCGACGAUGAGAGUGGUCUGACCACCGCAAACUGGCACGCGAGAAUUCGACGUUGGUUGCAACGACUACCGAAGCGCACUAUCAGCCUCGAAUGA